Molecule: messenger RNA, 1452 nt
Organism: Heterobilharzia americana
Lineage: Eukaryota; Metazoa; Platyhelminthes; Trematoda; Strigeidida; Schistosomatidae
Source: the annotation of a GenBank genome assembly
AUGCAAUAUUUUGUCUACAUCGUAACUGUUGCUGUGUGUACGCGUACUGGACCUCAAGAGUGGCAGAUUUUAAGAAAAUUUUCUCAAACAGUUUAUGCAUCUCCCAGUCAUAGAAAAAUGGAUAUGAAAGGAAGUUAUGAACAAAUAGUUUAUCCGGAUCUAUACUUUACAAUCGAUAAUUAUGAAGAGGCAUUUUCUGAAUGUGUUCUUCGUGAUAGUGAAUGCCUCAAUGUUGAAUUGACUGCUUAUGAUCGUUCUGGACAAGCAUUUGGUGUUUGCUUUCUAGGCACCAUUUCUUAUAGUACAUUAAAACAGUUUUACGACUCAUCUCAAACACUUCAAUCGAGUCGUCAUUGUUCUGGUCAACGAAAUAAUCGAAUGACAAAAAGCUCUUAUUCAUGCUCAUCUUCAAUUCAUAAUAACAACUGUCCAUCCAUUCAGUUCAUGCGAGUCAUUGGACCACAGGCUAAAGGAUUAGCUGAGAUAGCAAUUAAACCAAUGGAAAGUGAUUACAUCAUAGAACAAGAACGACAAUCAUUGGAUUUAUCAAAAGCAGACUAUGCGAAUAGUUCCGAUUUCAUUAUUAAAUGCUGUCAACCUGUUUGUCCAUCUGAAAUAGAAAUCGAGUACAAUUCUCCUGAUAAUUAUGUAUUGAACGAUAUGAAUAUGAAAAAUAAGACAAAACAUUCCAAAGUGAUCACUCAGCAACCAAUUACAGAAUCUUGCAAAUCAGCCAGUCUCCUCAACUUUUAUGAAUCCUUAUUAGGAAUCAAUCCAAAGAGUGAUGAACCUGCACACCUUCAAAACACAUAUAUAAAUCCUAUACCAACACUGUAUCCAUCUCCUUGGUCUGUAAAAUCUGCUGGAGCAAGUGUUCAUACCAGUCCUGUUCGUUGGUCUAAACGCAAAGUAGGCAGUAAAUGUUCAACCCAGCCGGUUAGUCAACAAGAAUUGUCACCAACGUUAAAUCGCAGACUUCAAUUCAAGUCUACAAACGCCAUAAAUUUACUCAAUGAAUCAAAACCUUCAAGGGUAUCAGAAAUUCUAAAUGCAUUUACAGGUACAGUGAAGAAACAAUCUUCAGAUAUUCAUCCAACAAAAUCUCUUCAAAUCAACGUAGAUAAUCCUACUGGUAAACGUAGCUCUAUGAACAAUACUAAAGCCGUUUUAUUUCCAAUGAAGAAAGAUGAUAAUGAAUCCGCAGAUAGAUUGAAAAGUCUCAGUAUUCAUGAAGAUGCAUGUACAGAUCACUUGUACGAAAAUCCUUUUCUAUCAACUGAUCGGGGCAGCAGUUCGUUUGGACAGGCCUGGUCUUGGUUUAAGGAAAAAAGAAGAGCUAUUUCAAUCGCCUUGAAUGCCAGUCCAACAUUUAUUACUCUUCCUUGUCAAAGCGUCCUUGUUGAUUUACUGGAAGUCAGAAGAGAGCCUAUUCUCAACUUCAGUAAUCGGUGA